AUGACACCCACCGUCUCCGCGAUACCAGACGUAUAUUAUGCUAUAUUCGCGUUCUACGAACCGGCUAUGUGCAUCAUGGGUAUGCUCGGUGCAUUCCUCGAUCCAAAGAAGACACACGACAUGCAAGCUCCAUGGCCACAUAACACCCCACCGUCGAAUCCCUUACCUCGCGCCACGCUCGUAACCGUCGCGCAGCUCGCACACGUUUGCGCGCUGAUGGGGACCGUGAACUACUUCCUCCUCACCGCGGCACGAAAAUACCUCGCAACGCAGCCCAUCGUGCAGGAGCGCAUCGUCGCGGCCCUUCUGGGCCCGCUGAUGAUGGGCGAUAUCUUCCAUACGGUGGUGACAAUAUGGGCGUUAGGGGAUGAGAAAUGGCAUCCGGAACGUUGGAGUCCCAUGCUGUGGACGACCUUGAUCAUCGGCUUCACAUUAAUGAUCCCGCGGAUAGCGUGGUGGGCUGGGGUCGGCCGCUUCACGUCGAGGAGAGACGGGCAUUCCCAACUAGAGGAGCGUGCACCGUCGUCGGAAAAGAGCGGCGCACACCAAUAGAAAGAAGUUGCGACCUCGCGUUCGAGAACACUCGAAUGGCAUCCGCUUGGAUAUUAGAAGCUAUAUUAAUCUGUAUUGCCCACAAAUCGGAUCUGAGGAAACCUAUAAAUUGUCGUCAGAUCAAGCCAAUCGCGCGGAUUAUGAAAGACCGUCAGAUUAGAUCAAGGAGAAGUCAUGGGGCACCAUCAGGCUGUCCGAAGAACGAGCCAAGAAGAGGUUCC
Molecule: messenger RNA, 773 nt
Organism: Punctularia strigosozonata HHB-11173 SS5
Lineage: Eukaryota; Fungi; Basidiomycota; Agaricomycetes; Corticiales; Punctulariaceae
Exons: 2
Coding region: 1-552 (183 amino acids)
Source: RefSeq, a predicted model, not a curated record